Molecule: messenger RNA, 1647 nt
Organism: Blepharisma stoltei
Lineage: Eukaryota; Ciliophora; Heterotrichea; Heterotrichida; Blepharismidae
Source: the annotation of a GenBank genome assembly
AUGAGAGACCAAUUAAAGCUGUCCAUGGAAUUAAAGGCUAUCCUUGCUUCAGAUGACCUUAAUACUUUUAUGCAAGCAAAAGUCAAAAGAGGUGGGGUUUAUGGAAAAGAAAAGAAAACGAUUCUUCAUUUGGCUGCUAAAUACUGCCAAAGUAUUGCCAUCCCAUACUAUUGUGUAUAUAAAUUAUUCAUUAUUUAAUUAAAUUCUACUUAAUUUUUUAAUUUUUUAAAUAAAUUUCUCUAUCCAUUUUAUUUAACCUAAACCAUCAUAAAAGUCAAUCCAAAGACGAAGACCAAGCGGUCCAACUCCAGCGCUCUUCAUUAUGCUUGUAUAUACGGAAAGCUGCAACUUGUCGAGUUUUUGGUUUCCUCUUGUAAGGUUCCUGUAGAUAUACAGAGGAAACAUGGAGAAACUCCUUUGCUGCUAGCGAUUCGGCACAAUCAUAAUGAACUGUCUGAGUUUUUGAUAAGCAAGAAUGCAGAUUUAAACGUCAAAGACAGCAAAGACUGGACUUUGGCCCAUUGGGCAGCCAAAAAUGGAAACUCAGGAUUGCUAUCCAAGUUGAUCAAAUUAGGAGCACCUUUUCAAGGAGUCACGAAGAGUUCAGAAUAUUGCUUGCACUUCGCUGCAAGCAGUGGAAAUGCAGACAUCGUCAAAGCACUUUUCCCUUACUUUUACCCUUUCGCAUGUGGCGAAAAAGGGACUGUACUUCAUUAUGCUAACUUCCCCCUCCAUAAUUGAACAAAAAAAUUAUAUAAAUUUAAAGUAAAAUGUUUUAUUCGAAAUUUAAAAAUUCCCAAUUGGAAAGCAAAUAUUAAUUUAUAAAAUUUAUGUUUAAAAUACAAGCUGCUAAACUUAAACAGAAUUAGCUAGACAUUUCAUUAUACUCAUUACUACUUAUAUUUAAAAAAUAUUUUUUCAUAAAAAUUUUUUUUGUUGGGGUGGGUUUUUUAGGCAUAACAAAGAAUUUUGCCAAUGGUUUUACUCGAUCACAGAGAGGGAGUAAGGGUAAUUGGGAAAUUGUAGAGUGGGUUAUUUCAAACACGAUUUGGCAGAAAAUGCCAAGAUUGAGUAUUUUAUUAGAUAUUGGGGCAAGCAGUAGCUUGAUAUUUCAGUAUUGUAAAGAAGAAAUUAACUUACUCCCCAUCAGUAAAAAAAAAAUGUUGUUCGCUCGCUGAGUGGAUUUUUUUUUCAAAAAUUUAUAUAUAAAUUUUAUCAUAAAUUUUUUUUUUAAUUAGCAAAAUUGGAAAUCAAAUAUUAAUUUAUAAAAUCUAUGCUUUAAAAUGCAAGCUGUUUAAAUUCCAACAGAAUGAGUUAAAGAUUCCAUUAUACUAAUAUUAUAUCAAAAUAUUUUUUCAUAAAAAAAUGGCAAGAUUUUUCCAAUGGUUUUAUUCGCUCACAGAGGAGGGAAAGUUAGGAGUUGUUUUGAUGUAUGAUAGAGCAGAUUUGUUAGAAAUUUUAUAUAUAAAUAAAAAAAUCCAAAUUCAAUUGUUGGUUCACGAAAAAUUAGGACCAAGAUGUACCGAAAAAAUCAAAAAGCUGGAAAGAUGGGAAAAUGUGAGAGGUCUACUUUUUGUAUAUAAACAUCAAAAUAUGUAUGCAAAAGUACCUUUGAGCCUUACCAGAGAGAUUUCCGAAUAUAUUUAA